AUGAAAAUCCUCGUCGCUUUUGCAGUGCUUUUCCUAAUUUCAGCGCAAGUGUUUGCAGAAGAAAUCGGAGCCAAUGAUGAUCUGAAUUACUGGUCUGACUGGUCCGACAGUGACCAACUCAAGGAGGAGCUGCCCUUACCCUUGGAACACUUUCUGCAGAGAAUUGCCAGGAGACCCAGACCACAGCAGUUCUACGGGUUAAUGGGCAAACGAGAUGCUGGUUAUGGCCAAAUCUCUCAGAAAAGGCAUAAAACAGACUCCUUUGUUGGACUUAUGGGCAAAAGAUCUUUAAAUUCUGGGUCCUCUGAAAAGAACACAGCACAGAAUUACGAACGAAGGCGUAAAUAA
Messenger RNA from Emys orbicularis (European pond turtle), 348 nucleotides. RefSeq names its product tachykinin precursor 1 (gene TAC1). NCBI's taxonomy places the organism in Eukaryota, Metazoa, Chordata, Testudines, Emydidae. The coding region runs from base 1 to 348 and encodes 115 amino acids. Gene Ontology annotation, biological process: tachykinin receptor signaling pathway. The record is from RefSeq and is a predicted model, not a curated record. The transcript is spliced from 5 exons.